Molecule: messenger RNA, 1539 nt
Organism: Cannabis sativa
Lineage: Eukaryota; Viridiplantae; Streptophyta; Magnoliopsida; Rosales; Cannabaceae
Product: reticulon-like protein B5
Exons: 5
Coding region: 353-862 (169 amino acids)
Source: RefSeq, a predicted model, not a curated record
AUAAAAGAAUAUUCUGUUAAAUUUAACCCAAAAAGAAUCGUCCACGUUUUCUCACUCACAAUUAAUCGUUUUCUCACGCAUAAUGUUUUAACUAGGUAAUAAUUGCCAUUCAAAGGUUUCUCUCUCACGCAGCUGGAGUACACCAUUCUCUUAUGGAAAAUCUUUCAAAGGUUUCUCACGCAUAAUGUUCAUAAUAUGUUUUCUCACGCAUAAUGGUCAAAGGUAAGUAAUAUUCAGCAAUAUCCGAUGGCCAUUCAAAUUCCUGGAUACUCAAUAUAGUUUUGAUGCUAUAUUAGUUUAGUGGUGACGUUUUCAGUGUAUUUCAUUCGGAUCGGAUCGGAUUCGAAAAACUAUGGCUGAGCGAACUGAGAGCGCAGAGGCGAAAUCAGAGUCUUUGAUCGAGAAGAUUACAGAGAAGAUCCAUGGUCAUGGCGACUCUUCAUCCUCCUCAUCCGACUCUGCAUCGGAGCAAGUGAAACCGGAAUCUCCGUCUUCUGUUAAGACCAAGAUUUUCAGGCUUUUUGGGCGAGAAAGACCAGUUCACCAGGUUUUCGGUGGAGGAAAACGUAAGGAUCUCUCACUAUUUUUAUCUUUUUUCUUUUUUCUUAUCCAAAACCCACCAGCCACCUCCAUUGUCAUCUUCUUCCUAAACCCUAAAAGCUCUCACCACCUCUGCAGUUAUCUUCUGUUGCAUGCUCAGGCUCUCACCUUAGCUGCGUUAGCUGGUGCAGCAGUGGUGGAAUACUAUGACCACGAACGUGCAAAAAGGCUGAUCAGGAAGAAGAAGGAAAGCCAAGUACAUCACCAAGUCACAGGGUGUCAAGCAUUUUCAAGUCAAUUUACCUCUUUUCAGAUUUCUUAGUAUAAAAUAUAUAUUGGGUGAACAACAAUCUGCAAGACAUUCCAACAGCAGAAUGAAAAACUUUUGCUGUGUAUGUUCGCAUUAUAUAAGCUUACAUUGGACAAGAUCGUUUAAGAUAUGGGUUUUUGAGAGUUGAAUCGGCUUGUACUUCUUCUCAGCUCGUCGGAACCUUGUCGUAUCCGUACAUUUCGAACAACGAAAUUGGAAAGGGAUUUGCUGGGUUUUAAGUUAUUAUAAUAAUGGGUUGAAUAAUAUUCCAUGAAAUUAUAUAUAAUUACUAUAAAUCUUCCUAUCGUGAUAUCAUAUAAGGCGUUUUCGUGGAUUUAUUUUGUCAUUGUCCAAUUAUAAUAUACGUGGUUUGAUAGUAGAUAUAGAUUUUUCAGGAAACAACAUUAUGUUUAUACGUGGCUCCCCACCUGUAUAAACAUUAUGUAACAAGAUAUAGAUUUUUCUGUUUUUCUGUUUUUGUUUAAAUAUGAAUUUGAAUUAAAUAUAUAUUUUUUGUAUUAAAUAAAUAUAAAUUUGUUUAAAAUAAAACAAAUUAUAUUAUUAUUUGUAUUUAUGGAUUUACAUGGAGUAGUGUAUGCAAGUAUUUCAUAUACCCAAUUUUCUAAAAGUAAAUAAUAAGUAUUAUUUUAUUAUGAUUUAUAUAUACCUAAUUAUAUUUUACCAACCAA